Molecule: messenger RNA, 378 nt
Organism: Saprolegnia diclina VS20
Lineage: Eukaryota; Oomycota; Saprolegniomycetes; Saprolegniales; Saprolegniaceae
Exons: 3
Coding region: 1-378 (125 amino acids)
Source: RefSeq, a predicted model, not a curated record
AUGGCAACGCGGCUGCGGCAGCUCAUGAUCUUGAGCCGCGACGUCGCGCGCAGUUCGCGCUUCUACGAAGAAGGGCUUGGGCUGCAGAUCCUUCGCCAGUCCGACACGUUCGCGGAGUUCAACGUCAACGCCGGCGUGACGCUCAGCAUCAAGCAAGCCCAUGGAGAGGCAGCGUGCAGCGCCGGGUACUCACCGUUCCUCAACUUUGACGUGUACGAUAUGGACGAAACGAUUCCGCGCCUGCUCAUGCUCGGCGCCGCCAUGGACGGCCCGAUCAAGUACCCCGCGUUCGGCAAGGUUGCCGCCGUGCGGUCUCCGGAUGGCACGAUGAUUGGCCUCUAUGAGUCCAAUACCAUGGAGUCGGCCACUUCCGUGUGA